AUGCUCACCAUGAAGGCGCUAAGCAUGGACCCAACGUUCCAUGAAGCGCUACCCAAGCGAUUGUCCCACUGGGUGUACGCGUUCCUCAACCGGCAAGGCCUUUCAAUUCGGCGCCCCGCUCGAAAGGGCCAAAAGCUCUCGAACCAUCUGAAAGAAAUCCGCGACGAAUUCGUGCGCUCCAUGCAAGACAGAUUUUCGGUGUUUGAUACCGUGGCGGACGUUAGUCGAUUUGUGAAUAUGGAAGAAACGCCCGUGCAUUUCGAACCCGAUGUGCACACGGCAAUCGCUCCCAAGGGCGCCAAGACUGUCUCAGCUCGUGUGUGCUCAACCCACAACCCAAGGAUGUCCGUGUUUUUGGUCGUGACGGCAACAUGA
Molecule: messenger RNA, 375 nt
Organism: Aphanomyces astaci
Lineage: Eukaryota; Oomycota; Saprolegniomycetes; Saprolegniales; Verrucalvaceae
Exons: 1
Coding region: 1-375 (124 amino acids)
Source: RefSeq, a predicted model, not a curated record